AUGAAUUUGUCGAUUCCGUUGGUGCUCUUACUUUCCCUCCUCCUCACAGAGGGUCUUUCAAGUGAAAGAAUCUCAAGACCAGAUGUGAUCAAGAUCGGCGCCAUCUUCACCUUCGGCACCAUCAACGGCAAGGUGGCCAAGAUCGCCAUGAACGCCGCAGUCAACGACAUAAACUCAAAUCCGGACAUUCUCGGCGGCACAAAGCUACUCCUCUCCAUGCAUGACUCCAAUUACAGCGGCUUUCUCGGAAUCAUCGGAGGACUCCAGUACAUGGAGGGCGACACGGUGGCCAUAAUGGGGCCGCAAUCCUCCGGGAUGGCCCACAUCCUAUCCCACCUGGCGAACGAGCUCCACGUCCCCAUGCUCUCCUUCACGGCCCUCGACCCGAGCCUCGCCUCCCUCCAAUACCCCUACUUCAUCCAAACGGCCCCUAACGACCUCUUCCAGAUGGCCGCCAUAGCCGACACCAUAGCCUACUACGGAUACCGAGAGGUCGUUGCAAUUUACCCGGACGACGAGCACAAUCGAGGCAGUAUGAUUGCCCUAGCUGAAAAGCUAGCUGAUAGACGCUGCAAAAUCACCUACAAGGCGCUUCUCUCGCCCGAGACACUAGCCACGGACGACGAAAUCAUGACCCAACUCGUCAGGGUCUCGAUGAUGGAGUCCCGAGUGAUUGUGGUCCACGCUUUUUCCAUGGUCGGGCUUAGGAUUUUCGAGCUCGCCUCUCGUCUCAGGAUGGUCGAUAGAGGGUACGUUUGGAUAGCCACGACAUGGCUCUCCACCGUGCUCGACUCCACCCGUGUCUCCGCAAAACUGGCAGAUUCGAUUCAAGGGGUCAUCGCGUUUCGUCCCCACACGCCCGACUCGAAUGCGAGAAGGGCGUUUACGGAAAGGUGGAGGGAUGAGUUGAGUAAUGGCUCGAUCGGGCUCAACCCUUACGGCCUCUAUGCUUACGACACGGUUUGGACGAUCGCGAACGCGGUCGGAAAGUAUAUGGACGGCGGCGGGAGUAUUACCUUCUCUAAUGAUACUAUUUUUAAUGGGUUUGGGAAGCAGGCCCUGAAUUUGGGCUCGUUGAAUAGGUUCAAUGGAGGGAAAGAGCUGCGGAGAAACAUACUGCAGACGGAGUCCGUGGGCCUCACGGGACGGAUCGCGUUUGACCAGGAUAAAUCUGUUUUGCGUCCGGCUUUUGACGUGUUGAACGUGGUCGGGAGGAGUUACAGGCAGAUAGGGUAUUGGUCCAACUAUUCGGGGCUCUCGGUGGUGCCUCCCGAGAAUCUUUACACGAGGGCUCCUAACCGGUCUAAGUCUAACCAACGGCUGCAUGACGUAAUGUGGCCGGGAUUAACCGCGGUUAAGCCGCGCGGGUGGGAUUUUCCGCGCAACGGGAGAAGGUUGAGAGUCGGGGUUCCGGAUAGGGUGAGUUACAAGGCUUUCGUGUCGAAGGAUGACCGUACGGACGAGAUCCGAGGGUAUUGCAUAGAUGUGUUUGUUGCUGCAAAAGAUUUGUUGCCAUACCCGGUCAUGUUCGACUUCUUCUUGUUCGGCGAUAAACGCAACAAUCCAAGCUAUGCUGAACUCACCAACAUGGUCGCAUCCGAUGCGUUUGAUGCAGCUGUUGGUGACAUUGCAAUCGUGACCAACCGUACAAAGAUUGUGGAUUUCACGCAGCCUUAUAUAGAGUCCGGGCUUGUUGUAGUGGCGCCUGUGAGGAGGUUGAACUCGAGCCCAUGGGCUUUUUUGAGCCCGUUUACUCCCUCAAUGUGGGCCGUUACUGGGGCAUCUUUCUUUAUUGUGGGGUUCGUAAUUUGGAUUCUGGAACACAAGGUCAACGAUGAAUUUCGGGGCCCACCAAAGAAACAAUUCAUCACAAUUGUAUGGUUUGGCUUCUCAACUAUGUUCUUUGCUCACAGAGAGAACACGAUGAGCACGCUUGGGCGCAUGGUCCUCAUAAUCUGGAUGUUCGUGGUGCUGAUAAUCACAUCAAGCUACACCGCCAGCCUGACCUCCAUCCUCACCGUCCAGCAGCUGGCUCCUUCCAUCACUGGCAUCGAGUCCCUCAUUGCGGGCCGGGCCCGGGUCGGGUUCCAGAUCGGGUCCUACGCUCAGAACUACAUGACCGAGGAGCUCAACAUCGACCCCUCCCGCCUCGUCCCGCUCGGCUCCCCAGAGGAGUGCGCCGCCGCCCUCAGGAGCGGCCAUGUGGCCGCGGUGGUCGACGAGCGGCCCUACGUCGACCUUUUCCUCGCCAACAACUGCAUGUUCCAGGUCGUCGGCCGCCAGUUCACGCGCUCCGGCUGGGGUUUCGCAUUUCCUCGAGACUCUCCCCUUGCAAUGGACAUGUCCACUGCCCUCCUUACGCUCUCAGAAAAUGGUGACCUCCAAAAGUUGCACGACAAGUGGCUCAACAACGGCGUUUGCCAACCGGCCAACUCGGCUAACUUAGAUCAGCUCCAGCUAAAGAGCUUUUGGGGCCUCUUUCUCCUGUGUGGGGCCGCGUGCGUGGCAGCCUUAGCAGUCUACUUUGGGUCGACUCUGUACAAGUUCAAGCGCUCGUAUUUGCCUCAACAGCAACCAUCUUCUUUGCAAAGCAGCUCAAAGUCGGUGAGGAUUCACAAGUUUCUGUCAUUUGUGGAUCGAAAGGAGGAGGAGGUGGAGGAGGCAGGAAGCAAGAGGAAGAGAAGGCAUUUGGAGAUGGUUUCUAGGGAACGAUGUGUGUCCAACGGGAUUACAAGGACCGAAUAA
Messenger RNA from Striga hermonthica, 2745 nucleotides. NCBI's taxonomy places the organism in Eukaryota, Viridiplantae, Streptophyta, Magnoliopsida, Lamiales, Orobanchaceae. The record is from the annotation of a GenBank genome assembly.